AAUUGAUAAGCCUCUURAAACCUUSCUUUUCKACUGUGCUAAUUGGUAGCAUGUCCUUAGCAACGCGAUGCAUAAUAGCAUUUGUGAUGUCUUYUGUCUUUUCGAUGUUUGCUUGUAGGGCACAUUUUCAUCAGAGAUAAUCUAAUGUUGAUAAUUUUAUAACAUUAUGAAUCAUUUUAUUAAAAAAACGACUUUGUCAUCAUCAUCAUCUACAAUCAGCCUACCUAACCUGAAGAUCCCGUGUGUGUGUAAUGUUGUAGGAGACCACCACGCGGCGCUAAAGGAUCACAUCAAACSGUUGAGUUGUGGGCGGAAAGUAAACCCGGAAAUGUGCGGAAGGAAACCACGUGAAUGAACAACGGAGGCUACAACAACAUUAACGAGUAGCAUUUUAUCAUCAGCGGUACGGUAAACUAGACUGUUAUAACGUAACGCUGUUGGUGUGUCAUUCAAAUAUGACAUUAAUUUAUUAGCUUACGUUAGCUGGCUAGUUAUCCAUCAAUGUGCACGUAGCUAGCCUGCAAGUGGUCUUGUAUUUGCUGCAAAGAGGAGAUACACAAACGAACAUUUUUUUGUGAAGUAUUUAGGAAUGGUUUAACUCCACCAGACACCAUGUUGAGUCGUCUACAGGAGCUGAAGAAGGAGGAGGAGACUCUCCUGAAGAUUAAAGUUAUGCUGCAGGACCAGCUCAACAGACUCAAG
Molecule: messenger RNA, 702 nt
Organism: Salvelinus sp. IW2-2015
Lineage: Eukaryota; Metazoa; Chordata; Actinopteri; Salmoniformes; Salmonidae
Source: RefSeq, a predicted model, not a curated record